AUUCAAGGAAUGCCAAGGUGCAAAACCUAUUCGGAAUGAGAAAAGAUCUCAUAUAUGAUCAGGAAGAGUGAUGCAAACACUCUCAAAGAAGAUUUGUUCGUCUGCUCGAUGUGCAUGAUGACUCAUUUCUCUGACCAGGCUCCAGAGCCCAUCCCCGAGAUUGACCCAAUCAUUGAGUGCCUCAACUGCGCCCAGCACAAUCUCAAAAAGAUUGACUUCUUCAGAAAUGAACACAAGCUUGAUGAUAUAUGGGACAGAGUGCUGCCUCAGCAUGAAGAAUUCAAAGUAAACUGCAAAACUCUCCAAGAGAAACUCCAUACAAUUAAGACCAAUGGACAAUGGAACAAGCUUGUUGACU
Messenger RNA from Moneuplotes crassus, 358 nucleotides. The record is from the annotation of a GenBank genome assembly. Lineage: Eukaryota; Ciliophora; Spirotrichea; Euplotida; Euplotidae.